GCCCCAAGGUUUGGGCUUUGUCAAGUUUUGGAGUAGAGCUAGGUUUCCUGGUGGAAGAAUAUGCAGGCAGUAAAGGAAGAUUUCCUCCAAUCAAGCGGAGAACAAAGAAAUCUCUGUACAUCGCUACUAUAGAAAAAGGACAUGGCUUGGUGAAUGCUCUGAUUGAAACCAGAAGAAUUGGUGAUUUGGGCCUAGUUGUAGUAGAUGAGUUGCACAUGAUUGGUGAAGGGAGUCGUGGUGCUAUCCUGGAAAUGACUCUUGCAAAAAUUCUGUACACCAGCAAAACUACUCAAAUAAUUGGAAUGAGUGCAACUCUAAACAAUGUUGGAGACUUGCAGCAGUUCUUGCAAGCAGAGUAUUACACUGAUAGUUUUAGACCGGUGGAAUUAAAGGAGUAUGUUAAAAUACGAGAAAGUAUCUAUGAAGUUGACAGCAAAGCAGAGAAUGGUUUUACUUUUUCACAUCGUCUUAAUUUCAGGUAUUCUAGUAAUCUCGAAAGAAUGGAUCCUGACCAUCUUAUUGCAUUGGUGACUGAAGUUAUUCCAAAUUAUUCCUGCCUAGUCUUUUGUCCCACUAAAAAGAACUGUGAAAAUGUAGCUGAAAUGAUAUGCAAGUAUCUGAACAAAGAAUACGAAAAUCACAGAAAAAAAGAGAAACAAGACCUUCUUAUGAACUUGAAGAAUAUUGGUAAUGGAACAGUCUGUCCUGUACUAAAACGAACAGUUUCAUUUGGCAUCGCUUACCAUCACAGUGGGCUUACAAGUGAUGAAAGGAAAAGUAUAGAGGAAGCCUAUUCUGCAGGUGUUCUAUGCCUUCUUACUUGCACAUCUACUUUAGCUGCUGGAGUCAAUCUACCAGCUCGAAGGGUUAUUUUAAGAGCGCCCUAUGUUGCAACAGAAUUCCUGAAAAAGAAUCAGUACAAGCAGAUGAUUGGCAGAGCUGGUCGAGCUGGUAUUGACAGUGCUGGUGAAAGUAUUCUUAUAGUGCAAGAAAAAGACAAACAUCUGGUUCAAGAUUUAAUAAGCAGUCCUUUGGAAAACUGUUGCAGCAGCCUUUUACUUGAGUUUACCAAGGGAAUACAAAACCUCCUUCUGUCCUUGGUUGGGUUACAGAUUGCGAGAAACUUUGAAGAAAUCUGCAACUUCAUGUGUGGUACACUGUUUGGUGUUCAGCAAAAGACACUGUCAAAAGAAAAGAGCCUCUCAGAUAUAAUUAAAGAAUCACUGGAAAGCUUAAUAGAAAAAGGACUCCUAAAAGGAAAAAUCAUGUCUGAAAAGGAACAAAAAUCCCCAAGUAAUCUAGCGAUCACACAGUUGGGUCAAGCUGCUUACAAAGGAUCUAUAGACUUGGCAUAUUGUAAUGCUCUCUACAGAGACUUGAAGAAAGGUUUAGAGGGGCUAGUACUUGAGAGCUGCCUUCAUCUACUCUAUCUAGCAACUCCAUAUGAUAUGAUUUACCACUGUAACCCAGACUGGAUGGUCUAUUUUAAGCAGUACACUCAGCUAAGUGCAGUAGAACAGAAAGUAGCAGAUAUUGUGGGAGUUCCUGAAAGCUUUAUUACAAAAAAGGCAUCUGGUCAAGUCAUCAGAAGGGAUGUGGACAUUGGUGUUAUAAAUAGGCUGUACCUAUCCUUCGUUCUUUAUGCCUUGCUAAAAGAUACCAAUGUAUGGAUGGUUUCAGAAAAAUUUAACUUGUCCCGUGGUUAUGUGCAAAAUCUCCUUAACUCGGCUGCCACAUUCUGUUCCUGUGUGCUGCACUUUUGUGAGGAAUUGGAGGAAUUUUGGGUUUAUAAGGCCCUGCUUACAGAACUUACCAAACGACUGACCUUUUGUGUUAAGGCAGAACUCAUCCCUCUCAUGGAGGUGGCAGGUGUUCUAGAGGCUCGAGCAAAACAACUUUAUAAUGCAGGAUAUAAAACUCUAGCACACUUAGCUAAUGCAAAUCCUGAGAUACUCGUGAAGAUGAUUGAGCAUGUGUCACGACGUCAGGCCAGACAAAUCAUUUCAUCAGCAAAGAUGUUGCUGAGUGAAAAAGCUGAGGCUCUACAAGAAGAAGUUGAAGAACUGUUGCAGAUGCCUACAGAUACCCCAGAGGGGCUGCUGACUACUGCCACAGAAAACCAUGAAGCAACAGCAUGAGUUGUCACAGUUCUCAAUAUAGUUUAUAUUUCAUUUUGUUGUACAUGUGUAAAGCUUUAUAAUAAAUAAUUCUGUACACCUUA
This is a messenger RNA of Alligator sinensis (Chinese alligator), 2221 nucleotides long. It is a transcript of the gene HELQ, whose product is annotated as helicase, POLQ like. The record is from RefSeq and is a predicted model, not a curated record. Lineage: Eukaryota; Metazoa; Chordata; Crocodylia; Alligatoridae. The coding region runs from base 216 to 2138 and encodes 640 amino acids. The transcript is spliced from 16 exons.